GGCCAGGCAAGGCCGGAGCCCGCCAGUGUGGUUGGAAACGUGACAGAGGAAAGACGUAACUCCAAGCGCUUUAUUUCAGGAAGAGACGAUCCGCAAUGUCACAUGUGCUCAGCGCCGCGCCUGCUGUGGCACGGUGCCUGCCCUCGCACUCGGCCUCGGCACGCAGGUGGAUCAGUCGGAAUGUACGAGGCCGUGUGCUAGCCAUCAGACGUGAGGACCAGAGUGUAUGGGAGAGAAGAGCGCCCCUCGGGCCAUCGCAGGUCAGGCAGCUGGUCAAGGAUGGAGUCAAGGUCAUUGUACAGCCUUCAAACCGACGCGCUUACCCAAUGCAGGCUUAUCAAAAUGCGGGCGCGAAAAUACAGGAAGACAUAUCCGAAGCGCCCGUUGUCAUAGGCGUCAAACAGGUGCCCAUUGAUCAGCUAAUACCCAACCGCACCUACUGUUUCUUCUCGCAUACUAUCAAGGCACAGGAAGCAAAUAUGCCCCUCCUGGAUGCCAUUUUAGAAAAGAACAUCAGACUGAUCGACUACGAGAGAAUGUGCGACGAGCGAGGCCAGAGAGUAGUCGCCUUCGGAAAAUACGCUGGUGUUGCGGGAAUGAUCAACAUCCUCAAUGGGCUUGGACUCCGACUCCUUGCCCUGGGCCACCACACACCUUUCAUGCAUAUUGGACCUGCACACAACUACCGCAACACCGAAAUGGCAAGACAGGCCAUUCGUGACACAGGCUACGAAAUAUCCCUGGGAAUGAUGCCAAAAUCCAUUGGUCCACUGACUUUCGUGUUCACAGGAACCGGAAACGUGUCGCAAGGAGCACAGGAAAUAUUCCAGGACCUUCCUCAUGAAUACGUCAGCCCUCAGGCCCUCAAGAAGGUCUCCGAACAUGGAUCGCUGAAUAAGAUGUACGCGUGUGAAGUCAGUCGCCAAGACCAUCUGGUGAGAAAGGACGGAGGCAAAUACGAUGCGGUCGAGUACGAGGAACACCCAGAGAGAUACAUUUCCGUUUUUGCGCACAAAAUUGCUCCUUAUGCGUCUGUGAUCGUGAAUGGCAUAUACUGGGCUGUGAACUCCCCUAAGUUAUUAACAAUUCCAGAUGCUAAGUACCUUCUACAACCAGUCUACACGCCAUGGCUUCCAACAUCGAUCGGUUCCCCCGCCUUACCUCACCGAAUGUUGGCCAUCUGCGACAUCUCAGCUGAUCCCGGCGGCUCCAUUGAGUUUAUGUCCGAGUGCACGACCAUCGACACACCCUUCUGCCUGUACGAUGCUAACCAGAAUAAGGACACGAACAGCUUCGUCAAUGCCUCUUUGACUUCCUGCCUACUCAUAUCACAAGAGCUCCAUCCUCAAAAACUGCUCUUGGAUUUUCCUUGUUCAACAAGGAUCCGAAGUAGAUAUUCCAUCUGUCCCUGGGGCCAGAUUCUCAAACGCGUUAAAGCUCCGUAUCUCCUUAACCCAGUCACGCCGGGGUACAUUUUGUAG
Molecule: messenger RNA, 1481 nt
Organism: Penaeus vannamei (Pacific white shrimp)
Lineage: Eukaryota; Metazoa; Arthropoda; Malacostraca; Decapoda; Penaeidae
Source: RefSeq, a predicted model, not a curated record